Molecule: messenger RNA, 2070 nt
Organism: Erigeron canadensis
Lineage: Eukaryota; Viridiplantae; Streptophyta; Magnoliopsida; Asterales; Asteraceae
Exons: 4
Coding region: 1-2070 (689 amino acids)
Source: RefSeq, a predicted model, not a curated record
AUGGCUGAUGUUAUAAAUGAGUUAAAUGAUCCAAAUGAAGUUGUUAAUGUGUUUGGUACUAUGAUUAGUAAACUGGAUUUUGGUGAAAAAUUGUACUUACAUACUAGUGAUACUGUUGGUACACCAUUAAUUUCUUUUAAGCUAAAAGGCACAGAAAAUUACAGAGUUUGGGCAUGUGCUAUGGAAUUAGCUCUUGAAACGAAGAAUAAAAUGGGAUUUGUUACUUGUACUUGUGUGAAACCCACUGAUAAUGAUGUUCUUGCCAAACAGUGGGAUAAAUGCAAUUCUGUGUUUGAUGCUCUAGUGAAGCUUCCUACCUGCACCUGUAAUGCAGCUAGGGAAAUUCAAGAGCAUCAUCAACUUUUGAAACUUAUGCAAUUCCUCAUGGGACUUGAUGAUGUUUACUUAACUGCUAGAAGCAAUAUCCUUAUGAAGGAUCCUCUACCUACUGUCAAGGUUGCAUUUGCUAUUGUUUCGAGAGAGGAAUCUCACAGAAUUUCCAAUUCUUGGAGUAAUUCCUCCAAACCUUAUAAUAGUGCUUUUAUUUCAAAAACCUUUGAUAUUGGGAAGAAAAACCUUGGUAAUAGAAAUUUUCAUAGAAACGGUUUUGAGAACAACAAAACCUUUGAUAACAAUAGGAAUUUUGAAAGAAGGGGACCAAAUACCUCCAUUCAGUGUUUUGGAUGUCAUAGGUAUGGUCAUACCCUGGAAAAGUGUUUUGAAGUUGUUGGCUACCCUCCUGGUUAUGGCAGAAAUUCUUCUGCCAGAAAAUACUCUUCUCAAACCUCCUAUAAGUCUAAUAAUAAUGCUAUGUUUAAUGAUACCACUGCUGGUCCUAGUACUGUUCCCAGUUCUGGUGAUUUUGAUUUUGGUCCUACCAUGACCCUCACUUCUGACCAAUAUGCAAAAUUGAUGAAUCUCUUGAAUGAAAAAUCACCUUCAAAAAGUGUGCAGGCCAAUAUGGCAGGUACAUUCUUUAACUCUAAUUGUUACUUCAAUGCUAAUUUUGCUACCUUCAUUUGUGCAAAUGUGAACAAUAAAACCUUUGUGUUUAAAGAUGGAUGGAUUUGUGAUUCUGGUGCUAACUCUCAUAUGACUUGUCAAGAAGAACUUUUGUUCAAUGUUCAUGAUAUCUCUGGUUUUGGCCUAACUGUUGAACACCCUAAUGAAACCCAAGCUAGAAUAUUAAAGAUUGGUGAUCUUAGAAUUAGUGAAAGGGUUGUGUUGUUUGGUGUCCAACAGUUAUACCAAAAUACUGAUUUACAAACCAAGAAAGUGAUUGGGAGUGGUAGACAAAGUUGUGGUCUUUAUAUUUUUCAAAAUAUGCUUAAAGGUAAUAUGUUCAUUAGCAAUCAUGCUAAGAUUGAGUGUUAUUUGUCUGUUCAAUUAUGGCGUAAUAGAUUAGGUCAUCCUUCUGAAUCUGUUCUUGUUACUCUUAAGAACAAGUUAAACCUAAAUGACGACACUAUCAUCUCUCCUUGUGAGGUGUGCCAUAAGGCAAAACAAACCAGAAAUUCAUUCCCUUUAAGCAAACAUAAAACUCAUUCUCUUGGUGACUUAGUCCAUCUUGAUCUUUGGGGUCCUUACAAGGUCCAAACACCCAAUGAUGAAGGGAGAGUUCACACUCCUAAGAGUGAUGGCAGUGUUGGUGGUUCCUCUGGUGGUUCCCUUGGGACUGCUAGGAACACACAUGAUGAUUCCUUGGGUGGUUCAUUUGGGACUGCUAGGAAUACUCAUGAUCCCUUUGGAAGUACUGAAAUGUCUACCAGGGAUCAAAUACACACUGUAACACUUUCUGAUGAUACAUGUAAUGAUUCUGAGGAUAAUCUCAUAAAUGAAAUUAACAAUUCUGAUUCUGUUCAUGAGGGUGACAGUUCCACACACAUUGAUCUUAGGAGGUCAAAUAGAACUUUUAAGACUCCUAGAAAGUAUAAGGAUUUUGUUUUGGGAAAUAAGACUAAGCAUAGUAUCUCUAAUUUUGUUUGCUAUUCUAAGCUUAACUCUGAAAUUGCUUGUCUUGCUUCUAACUUGAAUAAAUUGUGUGAACCUCUCACUUAUGAGGAAGCCUAG